This is a messenger RNA of Cebus imitator (Panamanian white-faced capuchin), 724 nucleotides long. Its product is annotated as sarcoplasmic/endoplasmic reticulum calcium ATPase 3-like. NCBI's taxonomy places the organism in Eukaryota, Metazoa, Chordata, Mammalia, Primates, Cebidae. Bases 173 to 568 code for a protein of 131 amino acids. The record is from RefSeq and is a predicted model, not a curated record. The transcript is spliced from 3 exons. Gene Ontology annotation, molecular function: P-type calcium transporter activity. Gene Ontology annotation, biological process: calcium ion transmembrane transport; intracellular calcium ion homeostasis.
GCAGCAUACUGGUGCGAGCCGGGGCCGCCGCCACUGCCGUCGGGGAAGGUCCCAGCGCAGACAUGGCCUUGCGCGGCGCCCGCCUGCGCCCAAGCCCCCCGCGCUCCGUGCUGUAGCCCCGCGGAGAGGCGGCCUCGACGGUGCGGACGGCGCAGACGGCCGGGCGGGCGGCAUGGAGGCAGCGCACCUGCUCCCGGCCGCCGACGUGCUGCGCCACUUCUCGGUGACAGCCGAGGGCGGCCUGAGCCCGGAGCAGGUGACCAAGGCGCGGGAGCGCUACGGCCCCAACGAGCUCCCGACCGAGGAAGGGAAGUCCCUGUGGGAGCUGGUGCUGGAACAAUUUCAGGACCUCCUGGUGCGCAUCCUGCUGCUGGCCGCCCUGGUCUCCUUUGUAAGUACGGCCCUGCCUGCCAUCCUGUGGUCGGGGGUAGCCUGGAGGGAGAGCCAGGCUGGGCAGCGCUCAGAGACCCAGGAGCCUAGCCGUGUCCUUCACACUGUGGGCGUCCCCGGCUGGCUCCCCAGCCUUGCCUGGCCCUGCCCUGCUCCGACUUCAGCCUCCCUUGCCUGAACCUCACGGCCCCUACACUGGGCUCCCGGCUCCCACCUGACCCCUCGAUCCAUCUUACCCUCUGGCUCUCAGCCAGCUCCGCAACUCACAUCUGCCCCUGCCAUGCCCUGCUGAGGACUAGACCUGCUCUACCUCAGCACUGCUGAUAUUUUAGAC